Molecule: messenger RNA, 2049 nt
Organism: Williopsis jadinii
Lineage: Eukaryota; Fungi; Ascomycota; Saccharomycetes; Phaffomycetales; Wickerhamomycetaceae
Product: sodium:solute symporter family protein
Exons: 1
Coding region: 1-2019 (672 amino acids)
Biological process (GO): urea transmembrane transport
Cellular component (GO): plasma membrane
Molecular function (GO): urea transmembrane transporter activity
Source: RefSeq, a predicted model, not a curated record
AUGGCACUACAGGCUGAUCUGCCACAGGGUGCUGGAUAUGCGGUCAUCAUAGGCCUGGGUCUGUUCUUCGCAGUGCUGAUGAAUGUCAUCACCUGGAUCCAGAACAAGUAUACUCGAACUCACUCUGAUACUGUUGAUGAGUUCACAGCCUCCUCGAGAAACGUCCCCUUCGGCUUAAUCUGCUGUGGAAUUGUCUCUUCUUGGACCUGGUCCUUGACCUUGCUCCAAAGUGCAACCGAAUCCUACAAUUUGGGCAUCAACGGCUCCUACUACUACGCCAUCGGUGGUCUUGCACAGGUUGGUGUGUUUUCAAUCAUCGCUGCAAAGGUCAAGGCAAAUGCCAACCUUGUCACGACAUUCCCGGAGAUGGGUUAUUUCAGGUAUGGAACAGCCGGUCACCUAGCGUUCCUAUGGUGUGCCUUUGUAUGUAACUCGGUUGUUUCUGCCUGUAUUCUCCUUGGUGGCUCAUCCGUGGUUUCUGCUGUCAGUGGAGUCGACUACUACGCCUCCAUUUGGCUGAUCUCAUUCGUGUGUGCAAUCUAUGUGUUCUUUGGUGGCUUGAGAGCAACUUUCAUCGCAGAUGCCAUCCAUACGUUCAUCCUCCUCAUCUUCAUCAUGAUCUUCGCCUAUGUCGUUUAUGCUGGUGACUCUUCCAAAAUUGGGUCACCAGGUAAGAUGGUGGAGCUUCUGACCAAGGUUGCUGAAGUAUCACCAAUCAGUGGUAACUACCAGGGCUCGUAUCUCACCUACCAGUCCAAAGACGGUGCCAUCUUUGCCGUGCAAUCAGUCAUCACCGGGUUUGGUCUCGUGAACUGUGACCAAGCAUACUGGUCUCGUGCUGUUGCCUCUAGGGAUAAAUCUAUUUCAUCGUCUUACUUCACUGCUGCCUGCUGUUGGUUCAUCAUCCCAUUCACCAUGGGACUAACACUUGGUCUUGCUGCAAGAGCCCUCUCUGUCUACUCAGACUUCCCUGUGCUGUCCACGGCCGACGUCAACGGUGGACUGGCUGCAGUAGCAGCUGCCCAGUACCUCCUUGGUAAGGCUGGCUCUACGCUGAUUCUACUUAUGGUUUUCCUUUCUGUUACUUCAUCUUUCUCUGGUGAGCUCAUUGCUUCUUCCACUCUGAUCUCUUAUGAUGUUUACAAGAAGUACAUUAAGCCUGAUGCUAGACCAGGCCAGGUCGUCAAUGCAGCAAGAGUGGGAGUCUUCCUUUGGUUCGUAUACGCCUCAGCAUUGGCAUCUGUGUUCCACAAGAUUGGUAUUUCUAUGGGCUGGCUGUUUAACUUCCUCGGUGUGUCAACUGCUUCUGGUGUUUUCCCUAUUGCCCUAUCAUUCUUGUGGAAGGACCUCAACACCGUUGGAGCCGUAGGUGGGUCUAUUGGUGGCUUGUUCCUUGCAUUGGUUGUGUGGCUGGUAACAUGUCGUGGUCUCGAAGGUGAGAUCAACGUCGAUACUUUGUCGACAAGAUGGGUCGCUUUUGCUGGAAACGUUGCUGCGAUUGUUCUCGGAGGUGUCAUUGCUAUAGUCUCUGGUCUGAUCAAACCAGCAAACUUUGACUUCAAUCUAACAAGAAAUAGAACCAUUCUGUCCGAGCAUAUCCAUCAAAACAGCACAUUGGGAGAGGAGGAGAACUCUGCUGAAGAACUGGAAUACGAAUCCAAGAAAGAGGUGGGCAUCACCACGUUUCAAGAGCCUCAAUCAAGUUUAUCUGAUGAUCACGAUGCACUUCCUAAAGAACAGGAACUCGAUUUUAAACUGCUUGACUCGCAGUACAAAAGAUUCACAAUUGCCUCUAUUGUUCUCCUGAGUGUGUUUAUUUUCAUCAUCCCAAUACCUCUGAGUUGUACAAACUAUAUCUUCUCAGUCGGGUUCCUCACGUUUGUCUGCGUGGUGAUGUACAUUUGGUUAUUUGCUUCGUUUGGGUUUGUCAUCGUCUAUCCGCUUGUAGAAGCAAGAAGGGAGCUAUGGCAUAUAGCAAAACUGAUAUUUGGUAAGUCUGAGGCAAAGGAAACCCCGUGAAGUUAGUUGCUGUGUUGAAUGAAAUGGUUG